AUGCCGAAGAAGUACAGAGAUUGUGAUCCUGAUGAUUUACCAAAAUGGCUCCAACCGAAGCCGAAAGGAUAUGUGGAGCGAGGCACGGAUGCUACCAGCGAGCUCCUUUGGAAACAACCUGAAAAUGAUGAUGGAAUGGUCGAAAAAUAUUUGGCAGAUGCAAAGCCUUUUGUAGAAAGGCUCGGUAUGAUUCCCACGACACCCAACUUCAUUGACGCCGCACUGAAAACUCUGAUGCAUAAUGAUUAUAAUCCAGAAAAAGCUUUACAGGAGGUAUCCAAAUUUACCAGAGACUCUUUGAAGGAACCAACUUUCACACCAGAAGAAAUCAAGAGAUUCGAGGAGUCUGUCAAGAUAAAUGGAAGUGAGUUAUUCCCUGUGUUCAAAGACGUCAAGACGCAGUCGUCAGCUAUGAUAGUUAGAUUUUACUACCUCUGGAAAAAAACCAAAAAUGGCCAUUUGAUUUGGGAUAACUACGCAGGUAGACCUAAGAAUCGUUUGACAAAGCUUGCAAAAGCAGAUGGUGUCGAUGUUAAUGAUCCUGUGGAUGAUUCUUCUUAUAGUACGGAGAAGAUUGAGAGAAAUAAUGUCACUUUUGAGUGCAAGCACUGUCAUACAAGAACUUCUAAGAAAUGGUACAAGCUUUCAGGAACCACUCUUCCAGAAUCGUAUGAACAGGUGUUUCCAGGUCUUUGUUUACGGUGCGCCCGUCUAUGGAGAGAAUAUGGUGUAGAGUGGGAAGAUCCUUAUGAGAUUAUGCGCAAGCAAAGCCAACGGGGUGGAAAUGGCUGGAAGCGGAAGAUUGAGUUCGAGCUGUAUGAGGAUGCUCGCAAAAUUAUUAAAGCAAGAGAUGAAUAUCAACUACGUCCUCGCAAAUACACAGAUUGUGACAAGAAGUCAGAUACAUCGCGAAGGAGCAAAUCAAAAAUCAAGGAAGAUAUCGAUUCAUCUGAAGAUCCAUUCGAGGAUAAGCUGAAGAAAAAGUCAAUCAAGGUCAAAAAGCCUCCAAGACCAGAGUCGGUUCAGAAGCAAUCUUUAACAAUCACCUUACCAUACUCUGAAGUGCGGAAAGGCGAAGAACCGCUGAAUCUGAAGAAAAGAGCUUCCGAAGAACCUCCUGAAAGGAAAAACAAAAAGCUGAAGCCCGCUUCGCUGGAAUCCCGCUACGAAAGCAAGUUUGAUAUCUCCUUACCAAAGUUCCAACUCAGGGGAGAGAAACAAUACAAACCACCAUUUGCCAACGAUACGCGUCCAUGCUGCGUAUGUAGAGAGUAUGGAAUGGCCCAAGAGAUUUUGAUUUGCACUUCAUGUGGUUUGAAUGUUCAUGCAUCAUGCUAUGGAGACAUCAAUAUGGAAUCGCUAACCGAGCUCAGCAGUUAUAAGUGGCUUUGCGAUACUUGUUCAAACGACCUGCACCCUCUAUACUCCACUGAUUACAAAUGCGUUUUGUGUCCGGCAAAGGAGACAGAUACUCAGGGAGGUAAAUUGGGAUUUUCUUACUCGUACCCGGAUGCCCUGAAGCGAACAGUCAGUGGUAACUGGUGCCAUAUAAUCUGUGCAAUAUUUGACCCUUUUUGCGAAUUUGGGUCCAGCUCUUUGCAACCAGUGUUUGGUACAGAGCUUUCUCUUUUGAGAAACACGGGCAAAAAAUGCACCAUUUGUGGAUAUGGUGGCAGUCUACUUGACUGUAAAGUUUGUCAGAAGCCUAUGCACGUUACAUGUUGCUUGGAUACCGAAGGCUGUGCUGUUGGAUUUGAGUUGAUACCUGAUAGAACAUUCAACUUCAAACUGAAAGAUGUCAACAGAUCGUUGCGACCAGUACCCCAGAUAGUGUGCUGCGGUCACUCGUUACCAGAUCUCGUUCCCUUACGUGCUCUUGGAAAAAUGAAAGGAAAGAAGGAACAACCACUCAUUAAGCUUUAUUGCACAGAGCUUAAACAGAAUAAGUCUGCAGCAACAGGCGAAUACUGGCAUCGACUCUACGAAGAAUCUCUCAAACUGAUAGGAAGAAAUACUCCGCGGGUUGAUCUUCCUGUACCCGUUACCCAUGAAUGCCUACACUGUCACAAUACAAGAUCUCUGAGAUGGUACGAAGAGGCAGGUAGCCAGGGUGAAGUGUGCCAUCAAUGUUAUGUCAGAAAGAAAAAUGAUGAGAGUUUGAUAGAUGUGCUGCCCGAUAUUCAAUCUCUGAACAGGGUUGCGCUGAAUGCUACGAAGUUUGGAUUAAUUGGCCUCGAUGACAAAUUGAAAGAUUCUCGAAUGUCAAUCAAAGAUAUGCUGUCUUGA
This is a messenger RNA of Ogataea parapolymorpha DL-1, 2286 nucleotides long. RefSeq names its product SANT domain-containing protein 2. The transcript has a single exon. Gene Ontology annotation, biological process: histone catabolic process. Gene Ontology annotation, cellular component: Lid2 complex. The record is from RefSeq and is a predicted model, not a curated record. Bases 1 to 2286 code for a protein of 761 amino acids. NCBI's taxonomy places the organism in Eukaryota, Fungi, Ascomycota, Pichiomycetes, Pichiales, Pichiaceae. Gene Ontology annotation, molecular function: ubiquitin-protein transferase activity.